This is a messenger RNA of Rhizophagus irregularis DAOM 181602=DAOM 197198, 306 nucleotides long. The record is from RefSeq and is a predicted model, not a curated record. Lineage: Eukaryota; Fungi; Glomeromycota; Glomeromycetes; Glomerales; Glomeraceae.
GACUCUCCAUACUCGGGAAGUAUAUUUUUUUUGAUAUUGAAUUUUCCAAUAGAAUAUCCGUUAAAACCACCAAAGAUCUACUAUCCGAAUAUCAGCACCUAUAAACCUGGAUUUCUAGAUUGUUAUCGAUGGUCACCUGCGUAUUUUAAUCUAAAAGUACUCUUGUCAAUUUGUUUAUUAUUGACUGACCAAGACCCAGACGAACCAUUUGAAUUUAAAAUUGCUCAUAUGUAUGAGAAUGACCGUAAUCGUUAUGAAGCUACUGCACGGGAAUUGACUCGCAAAUAUGCUAAUGAGUAUAAUUAA